This is a messenger RNA of Exophiala xenobiotica, 2301 nucleotides long. RefSeq lists its product as hypothetical. Gene Ontology annotation, molecular function: transmembrane transporter activity. Gene Ontology annotation, biological process: transmembrane transport. The record is from RefSeq and is a predicted model, not a curated record. Bases 651 to 1985 code for a protein of 444 amino acids. The transcript has 5 exons. Lineage: Eukaryota; Fungi; Ascomycota; Eurotiomycetes; Chaetothyriales; Herpotrichiellaceae.
CUCCCACAAUGGUGGCUAAGGGAGAGAGCCGUGCAGAGCCCACCAAUGCCGCCUCCAAUUAUGGCGACACUCAAAGCAGGGUGGUAGAUGGAUGCAGGCAUUUUCAGGUGAUUGCUGCAUCAGAUACUCGAGCGUCAGACGACUCAAGUCUUUGGCUCACAUGCAGGAAAGAACAUACCAAUUUGUUUCGAAAUAUUCCUAGAAGACCUUGGUAGGCGCGUCACCAAGUAUCAUUCGCAACUCAUAAUCACUUUUAACGAGAAGUCCGGCGAAUCUGGCCCGCGGCCUCUGUUCGAAGGUGGUCUUCUUUCUCGGCUUGAAGUCCCCUGGGUAUGCUGGAAAAGCAGUCUCUCGCUCAGGGAAUGCUCUCAAUGCCGUGGACACAGUUGGUUUUCCGUGAUAUUUACUCUACGGAUUACAAAAUGGACUCUUUGUGCGUGAAGCAGCUGAGUUAUGGUUACAAUUACCGCGGCAGGUGCUACAGUUCUGCUUAGUUGUGCUCCGCGUUCUGCUGGACCGCGGCGCUUCAUGGCUGCGGAGGAGACAUCAAUGGCUUCCUGCUAGACAUUUGCCGACCUCCUCACUUGUGCAAGAAGCCUUGCUUUCUGUUGACCUGGAACUCUCAUUCUAUUGAAUUCAUACGAAACACUAUGGACGCUACACAGAGCAAGGCUGAGGUUGUGCACAUGGAGCAAGACAAGAGGGCUGCUCGAGAUGCCGCGGACAAGGUUGAAGAAGCUCGUGAACUCGAGAGAGAAGACGGUACAUCAACACUCAAGCUCGACAAGCAUGGUCUCCCCCUUGUACCGCAACCGACCGAGCGCAAGGACGAUCCACUGAACUGGUCACCAUUGCUCAAGUUGUUCGUCCUCUUGCAAGUCAGUUGGUUGGCUUUCCUCGGACCAAUGGCUGGUGCAAUUGUCAACCCAGCCUUCGUGCCGCUCAGCAAGGAGUUCGACAUCACUGUCGUCCAAGCUUCUUACGAGCUUACAGUGUAUAUUGUUUUUGCAGGCAUAGGACCUUUACUCACAGUGCCACUUGCCAACGUUUAUGGUCGAAGGCCAGUCUACAUUUGUGGCAAUCUUCUGGCGGCCGUGACCAAUAUCGCUGCAGGAUAUUGUACCACAUGGCCAGGGAUCAUUGCGACCCGUGUGUUUAAUGGCAUUGGCGCUGGGAGUCCGACCGCUAUCGGGGCAGCAACUAUAUGCGACCUAUAUUUCCUGCACGAGCGUGGCUUUUAUAUGGGCAUCUUCACUUUUUUUCUCACCAACGGACCUCACGCCGCCUCCUUGUUCGGCGGGUUUAUAGCCCAGAAACUGGGUUGGAGAUGGUGUUUCCUAAUUCCAGGCUACAUCCAGCUUGGUACAUUGGUACUCACCCUCAUUUGCCUACCAGAAACGCUCUAUUCACGUCGGUCCGUUACCGGCCGACGUGAGCAAUCCAUGAUGGAUCGGCUUCUCUUCAGGCAUUCGGGCUUGCAGAACCGCAAGCUGCAUUUCGGAGACUUUCUCAGGCCGUUCUACAUGUUGAAGUACCUCUCCAUUGUGAUUCCAGGUCUUUACUAUAUGACAGCCUUUGGGUUCGGAUCGGUCAUGUUCGCUGCAACUGGAUCGAGUCUAUUCCACUCAUUAUACCACUUCAAUGUCGCGCAGACUGGGAUGCUCCUUAGCAUACCGCUUCUCAUAGGCUGUCUACUCGGCGAAAUGAGCGCAGGAUGGCUCACAGAUUGGAUGGUAUACCGAUACGCCAAAAGCCACGGGGGUCGGCGGGAGCCAGAACCACGCAUCAACAUGGUCGUGCUGGCUGUCCUGUGUCCGAUCGGAAUCAUCAUCGAUGGCGUUUGUUUGUCGCACUACAAGACCGUCUCCUGGGUGGGCGCGGCAUUUGGCAUGGGCAUUGCAAACUUCGGCCUGCAGAUUGCAACCACAGUCACGUACACUUACUGCACGGAUGUAUGUGACAACAUCCCAUUUGCGAAGGAUUAACACUGACAUCGGUGCAGUGUUAUAAACCCCAGAGUUCAGAGAUAUCCAGCAUUCUGAACGUCUUUCGCAACAUCUUCUCCAUGACGAUCUCUUUCUACGCUAUCCCAUUUGGGGAAAAGGUCGAGUAUCAGUACGCAUGGCUGACUUUUGCCUUGAUUCAUGUUGCUUUCCUGGUUCCAAUGGUUGUGCUUCGGUUCAAAGGCAUUCAAUGGAGGAACAGUGCUUGGCAGAAACCUCCGACGUUCCACAACGAUAUCUGAGAUCAUCAAUCCUAUAUUGCUAGUUUUCUGCGGCUUAGUUAGCGAUUGUUCGUAAU